AUGUCUCAGGACUCUUUGAAGGAUGCUGGCUAUGACCAAGUGGUCGAAGUCAAUGAGGCGAUUCUUUCUGCAGUCUUGGCCCGGCGAGGCAACCGGGCGCUCGUCACGGGCCGUUAUACCAGCAGCAGGCACCUGGAGCACGAUUAUCAUUUCGAUGGCAAGGUCAUCGGAAGUGGCCUUAGUGGCCCCGUGCGGCUGGCCACUGGCAAGGCCGAUGGCUGCAAAUAUGCCAUCAAGAGCUUUAAGAAGAAGGGCAUGUCCUCUCGGAAGCGGGCUGAGCUCAAGAGCGAGGCGGAGGUCUACCUUACCUUGGAUCAUCCGCACGUGGCCAAGCUGGAGAUGAUCUACGAGACGGACGAGGAGAUGCACUUUGUGAUGGAGUACAUGUCUGGCGGGGAGCUCUACAAGCGGCUCUCCAACCGCAAGCGCUACUCCGAGGAGGCUGCAGCCCUCUGCAUUCGCCAGGUCCUCCUAGCCGUGGCCUACUUGCAUGCGCAUGAGGUUGUGCACCGGGAUUUGAAACUGGAGAACUUCCUCUAUGAGAGCGAGGACUCGGAGCAUCUGAAGAUCAUCGACUUUGGCUUUGCAAAGCAUUGGAGAUCCAAUCGCUGCACCAUGGGACAGAGCUGCAACUUUGCUCACUCGGCCGCCGAACUCCGUGCUCAACCGGAUUUGGUUGCUACGAAGCUUUGCUUUCAGUUCAUGUCCAAGGGCCGUUGCAAAAAGGGAGAUGAAUGCACUUUUGCUCAUGGAAGGAAGGAGCUACGCCAAGCGCCACCCGAAGAGGUGCCAGUGGUGGAACGGCCAACCCUCAAGCCGAUGAAGGUCAAUCUUCCGAUGCCAGCAGGAACAGGACUCAAAGCGGUGGUGUCACAACUGGAAGAAUUGACCUUUGAUGCCCUAAACCCUUUCAGCCCAAUGCCUGAUGCGCUCAGUGCCUUUGAUGUCCUCAGUGCCUUCCACCCUCCUCCCGGACUGAUGCCCCCUCCAGGUCUGGGUGGCUAUGACUCUUAUGUGGGUGGUGGAACCGGGUCCAUCCCGUCUGAGCACAUUUUUGCGGAAAAAUUGGUCAGCCCAGCAUCAACCUCAUUCCCAUGCAGUCCUCGCAUCGACGACAUGUACGGAAGCGAGCCUCUGAGCGACAUCUAUGGAAGUGAGCCUCUGAGUCCCGCGAGUGAGGUCUUUCGUCUCUGA
Durusdinium trenchii is the source of this 1194-nucleotide messenger RNA. The record is from the annotation of a GenBank genome assembly. NCBI's taxonomy places the organism in Eukaryota, Dinophyceae, Suessiales, Symbiodiniaceae.